AUCAACUAACAUGUAAACAAAAAUUUUUCCAUUUCAAUUGAAUAAGUUGAGUUGUUUUAGAAUUUAUUUGUGAUUCGUUUUUUUUUAUUUAAAUUGAGUUAAUUUUAUUGUUUUUUUUUCAAAUGGAAGGUGUUGAGGAUUAUGAUCCAAUUCGUGCAGAGAUAAAAAAGAGACGUCGAGAAGCUGAAGAAGAGGAGAGGAGAAAGGCCGCCGCCGAUUUUUCUGAAGAGGAAGAUGAAGUUUACAUUCCAAUUAAAGAGAGAAGGAGAAAAAUCGCAGAAAAAUACAUUAAACCAAAGAAUGACGAUGUAAAAGGGGCAUCUGAUUCGAAUGGACCGGAUACAAGUCAAGAUGCUGAUGACGAUCAAGUGAUGGCCCGUUAUAAUGUCUCUCUAUUUGAUCAACAUGCUGAGCUGAAAAAAUUGGCCGAACAGAGGAAAGAAACUGCUCUAGAGAAACAAUUGGAAGAGGAGAAGAAAAUUCUUGAAAGUAUUGCUGAGAAAAAAGCUCUCAUGGGUGUUGCUGAAUUGGCCAAAGGAAUUCAAUAUACUGAGCCAAUUAAAACCGGAUGGAAGUUACCUAAAUAUAUCGAGGAAAUGUCGGAAACAAAGAGGAGCAGAAUCCUUGAAAAGUACAGAAUUUUGGUUGAUGGGGAAGAUAUUUGUCCGCCAGUUAAAACUUUUCGAGAGAUGAAACUACCAAGAUCAAUUCGAAAAGCGUUGAGGAAAAAAGGGAUUAAAAAACCAUCGCCAAUUCAAGUUCAAGGAUUACCGAGUGUUCUAUCGGGUCGAGAUAUGAUUGGAAUUGCGUCAACAGGAUCUGGUAAAACUUUGGUGUUCGUUUUACCUCUUAUCAUGUUUGCACUUGAACAAGAAUAUUCGAUGCCUUUCGUCAAAGGAGAAGGUCCUUAUGGACUGAUUGUUUGUCCUUCUCGUGAAUUGGCUAAGCAAACAUUUGACAUAAUCAAAUACUAUUGUGAAGCUGCGGAAUCGGAUGGUCUUCCAAGAUUGAAACCUUGUCUUUGUAUCGGUGGAAUAUCAAUCAAAGAUCAAACCGAUAUGCUCAGAAAUGGAGUGCACAUUGUGGUCGCUACUCCAGGUCGAUUGAUCGCCAUGUUGAACGAGAGAAGAGUAAAUUUAGAAGUAUGCAGACACAUGGUUCUAGAUGAAGCCGAUCGAAUGAUUGAUUUAGGUUUCGAAGAAGAUAUAAGAACAAUCUUCUCUUUCUUCAAAUCUCAGCGGCAAACUCUUCUUUUCUCAGCGACUAUGCCAAAGAAAAUUCAGAACUUUGCUCGAAGUUCUUUGGUUAAACCAAUAACUCUCAACGUUGGUCGAGCUGGAGCCGCGAGUUUAACUGUAACUCAAUCUGUCGAAUAUGUUAAACAAGAAGCCAAAUUUGUUCACCUUCUUCAAACUCUCCAGAAAACACCACCGCCUGUUUUGAUUUUCGCAGCUAAAAAACAAGACGUCGAUGCGAUUCAUGAGUACCUUUUACUUAAAGGAGUCGAAGCUGUUGGAAUUCAUGGUGGAAAGGACCAAGAGGAAAGAUCCACCGCCGUUGAUAGUUUCAGAAAAGGAGAGAAAGAUGUCCUGGUCGCUACUGAUGUCGCAUCAAAGGGUUUAGAUUUCGCUAAAAUUCAACAUGUCAUCAAUUUCGAUAUGCCAGAUGAUAUCGAAGAUUAUGUCCAUCGAAUCGGUAGAACUGGUCGAUCUGGAAAAAAAGGACUUGCUACCACAUUCGUUAAUCGAUCAGUUGAAGAAUCGGUUCUUCUUGAUUUGAAACAUUUAUUAAUCGAAGCAAAGCAAAAAUUACCACCAUUCUUAAUCGCUCUACAAUCAGAACAUGAACAAUUUCUCAAUCUCGGUGAUGGAAAAGGUUGUACUUAUUGUGGUGGAUUCGGUCAUCGAAUCAUUAAUUGUCCGAAACUUGAAGCCAUGCAAAACAAACAAGCAUCUAACGUUGGUAAUAAAGACUAUCUUGCAAAUUCAGCAGCUGAUUGGUAAAAAACAACUUAUAUAUGUACAUUAAUUCAUUAACUUUGUAUUUAUUUUUAUCACAAUUAAAUCACAUUUAAAUUGAUACAUAA
Messenger RNA from Panonychus citri (citrus red mite), 2086 nucleotides. It is a transcript of the gene abs, whose product is annotated as ATP-dependent RNA helicase abstrakt-like. Gene Ontology annotation, cellular component: spliceosomal complex. The transcript has a single exon. Gene Ontology annotation, biological process: mRNA splicing, via spliceosome. Gene Ontology annotation, molecular function: RNA helicase activity; RNA binding; ATP binding. The record is from RefSeq and is a predicted model, not a curated record. Lineage: Eukaryota; Metazoa; Arthropoda; Arachnida; Trombidiformes; Tetranychidae. Bases 123 to 2003 code for a protein of 626 amino acids.